Zychaea mexicana is the source of this 957-nucleotide messenger RNA. Its product is annotated as RNA polymerase II transcription factor SIII subunit A-domain-containing protein. Gene Ontology annotation, cellular component: elongin complex; nucleus. The transcript is spliced from 9 exons. Gene Ontology annotation, biological process: transcription elongation by RNA polymerase II. NCBI's taxonomy places the organism in Eukaryota, Fungi, Mucoromycota, Mucoromycetes, Mucorales, Lichtheimiaceae. The record is from RefSeq and is a predicted model, not a curated record. Bases 1 to 957 code for a protein of 318 amino acids.
AUGUCCAAAGAGAUCAAAUCACUGGUUACCAUUUCCCAAGAAACGUUGUCCCGACAUCUCGAUGGUCUCGACGACGUUGGGAGCACCCCAUAUUCCCUCCUGUACCCAGCGUUACGCAAAGCGACACCCAGACAAUUGCUGUGCAUAGAGAAAGCGAACCCCCAUCUAGUAUCAGAAUCUAAUGAGUUAUGGCUCGAUCAUUGCUUGUCAUACAUGGACAUUCGUGAAGCAUAUCAGCAAGGAGAGCACCGCGAUCCAACAAAGUGGCGAAAGACAUACAUGCAACGGUUCAAAGAAAACGAACGGAAGCGGGAAAUGAUCAGUGCAAAAGUUAAAAAGCGAUAUGCAAAGAUUCAAGAUGAAAAGGCUGCUCGAUCCAUCAAAGUCCUGAGCGGCCAUGUCCCUACACACGGUCGUGGAAGUGCCACUUACGAUUCAGCCAGGCGUAGUCAGACGAGCCGAUUAUUCCAAGAGACCCGCAAAGCUGCUGACCGGACACACGCCAUGUACAGACAGCCACAAAAGCAUCCAAUGCGCACACAAUCAACGACUCCAGCUUCUUCCUCCUCAUCACCCACACCUUCUAUUGUCCAAGUAUCCACACCAUCUUCGUCAUUAUCACAAGCAUAUCACAAUCUAUGGCAACAGCACAACAGACCUCCACCUCGGCAGGCGUCUUAUCCACCGCUUGUGCCACCACCACAUCGCCUCCAGCAACAACAACAGCCCCUCAGGCCGCCUGAAAAGAAGCCGCUCGAUCCAAUUUCAAAGUCUGUUUCAUCCAACAUACCUAAACGACGACGACGGACAAUGGAAGAACCGACAUCAAGCCCAAGAUCAACGAUCUCCACUACUCCCAGUUCAUCAACAUCACCUUCUCCACAAAGGCCUUCCUCGACCACGUCAAAAAAGCCUGCAGCACUAGUGAAUUACGAUAUCUUCAAACAGUUGUCAUAA